This is a messenger RNA of Oryzias latipes (Japanese medaka), 10547 nucleotides long. It is a transcript of the gene megf8, whose product is annotated as multiple EGF-like-domains 8. Gene Ontology annotation, molecular function: protein binding; calcium ion binding. NCBI's taxonomy places the organism in Eukaryota, Metazoa, Chordata, Actinopteri, Beloniformes, Adrianichthyidae. The record is from RefSeq and is a predicted model, not a curated record.
GGAUGGCGUGUUGAACAGCAGCUUCCCUUUGUGCUGGAAUCAUCCGUUAGCAUGCUACAAACAAAACAGCUUAUGAGCACAACAAGCCACAUCGGGGUUUUUAAGAUGCCACCCUAUUGACUCUAAACUUGUUGGAGUGGGUUAUAUGUCCAAUUUUUAGGAUUUUGCCGUCACUACAUAAUAAGGAAUGAGCCUCGGCGGUGCUUUAUUAUCAUGAUCCUCCGCAGCCACUAAGGAUUGCGCAUCUGGAUUCGGCUGAGAGGCUAGCUCAGAAGCUAGCCCAGCGCCGUGCUGCAGCCUCCGUUUUCUGGAGUGUUUUGACAGUUAGCAGCCCUUUAAAAAUAUCGAUGUCUCCCAAGACGUCGAUAAACUUACAAGAUUACCUAAAAAUGUGAAUUACCAUGCAACGAAAGAGACGGGAACUGGCAGUCCCAGUGAUGGCCUCCCCUCUCCCUGUCUCGGUCAUCAUCCUGAUGGUUUUGCUGUCAGCCAUGUUGCCUGUCCACCAGGCAGGGAACUGCAAAGGCCACCGGCAGGUGUUGAGGGGACCACCGGGUUACGUCACAGACGGUCCAGGAAACUACUCGGUCAAUGGGAACUGCGAGUGGCUUAUUAAAGCUCCCAGCAAUAGUCACCGAAUUGUCUUGAAUUUCACUUUUAUGGACACCGAGUGUACAUAUGACUACCUGUUCAUAUAUGAUGGUGACUCCUAUCAGAGCCCUCUGCUUGCCAGUUUAAGUGGUAACACCUUGCCUCAACCCAUUGAAGCCAAAUCUGGGAAGAUGCUUAUCCACCUCUUCAGUGAUGCUAAUUACAACCUGCUGGGCUUCAAUGCAACCUACACCUUCUCUUUGUGCCCGGGAGCCUGCGGGGGGCACGGCCGCUGUGAUUCUACAACAUCAAAAUGCCACUGCCAUCAAGGUUGGGGUGGGGCUUCGUGCACAAUGAAUCUGUGCGCCUCUGCUUGUUCCAUGAAUGGCCAAUGUGACAAGAGAGGAGAACGUUGCCAGUGUAAAUCGGGCUUCAUUGGUCAGAACUGCCAGCUUAGUUUCCGAGACGACAGUGGGGCGGGACAGUGGUGGCUGGUGAGUGAGGGAAACCCUUACAAUCCUCCAAGGACGGGUUCGGCUGGCGUGUAUCUGUCAUCAACUGGAGCCUUGUAUUUAUUUGGUGGAUUUGAUUUAAACAGAGCUCUUGGAGAUUUAAUCAAGUACAAUUUCACUUCCAACCAAUGGGAAAGCAGGUCCUAUGGCCACUCCCCUUUGGCUCGCCACUCUCACACAGCAGUAGACUACAAGGGUAAUAUGGUCAUCUAUGGAGGAGAAUUAGCCAAUGGCUCCCUGGCGUGUGACGUCUGGAUGUACAGGCCUCUUCGUGAUGACUGGCAACAACUCGGCUUUUCCAAUUCACGUGGUGCCCCGAAGCUGGCUAACCAUGCCACAGCAGUAGUAGACAGUUUUAUGUAUGUCUUUGGAGGUCGCACUGAGGAGGACAUGUUUUCCUCCACUCUGUAUCGGUUUGGGUUGCAUGGCUCUGGAAGAUGGGAGACGGUUCAACCAACCGGUGGGAAACCCCCCGCCACUGCCGGCCACUCCAUGGUGUUCCACAGCCCAUCCAGAACCCUGCUUGUUUAUGGAGGCCACAGGCCUACUACUGCUAGGUUUAGUGUGAGGGUGAACAACACCGACGUCUUUCACGUGGACAAGCGGUUCUGGACCUUCUUCCGUUCACGUUUUCCAGCUACAGGCCCCAGAGAGAGAGCGUUUCAUACUGCUACUGUCAUUGGGAACUACAUGGUGGUCUAUGGAGGGAAUGUUCACAUUCACUACCAAGAAGAAAAAUGCUUUGACGAGGAAAUCUUUUUUUAUCAUUUGGGGUGUCACCAGUGGGUGUCAACAGGAGAUAGAUGGUCUUUUAAUGGUGAAGCUGUGAGGGGCCGUUACUCCCACGUUGCUGCAGUGAUGGAGGGAAGUGUGCUGUUGGUUGCUGGUGGUUACAGUGGUGUGGCCCGUGGAGACCUUGUGGCCUACAAAGUACCACUGUUUGUCAGCAGUGAUCAAGGAGACAGGGAUGCUGUUUGUGCUGAGGCCCUUGAUGAAAGUAUGUGCCUUAAGAACCCAGAAUGCAGCUGGUGUGAAGGUCGCUGUAGAGAGUACCAGCCCACCAACCCGUGUGGCAGCACCGGUUGCCUGGGACUGGCCCGCUUCCUGUCUGACUGUCAGUCCUGUUUGGUGUUCAGUGGCACUCCAGCAUCUCUGGCUCGAGCCCCCGGUGAAUUUGGCUGGUGUGUUCAGAAUGAGUCCUGCCUACCAGUGUCAGAGCGAAGUGCGUGCCGUGUGGACCAGAUCUCAGGGGCGUACGGCUGGUGGGGGGAGCGUACCCUUUUCCUAACCUCCCUCCACUCCUGUCGCACCGAGAACUAUGUCCCGGGACUGCACCUGCUCACCUUCCAGCACCCCCGCAACGACUCCCAGCCUGACAAGGUGUCCAUCCUCCGCAGCACCAAUAUCAUUCUCAGCCCCACCACAGAAAUGGAUGUAGCUCUACAGUUCAGGGGCUUCAUCCACCCAUUGUGGGGUGGGCCUCCACCUGCACCCCCUCCCACAGAGACUGUCUCUUUGUGGGCUCGCAUCCAAAGACUACAUUUUGAGGCUCGAAUGGCAGCCGGGCCCAACUCAACCCAACUGGAAGUGGUGGGUCGCUGGGCAGCACAGCAAGAAAAAGACUAUAGGAUGCUGGUUCGAGCAGAUGGGAGCAAACUCUUUUCUAACCUAACCAGAGGUAACCAUUACCUCUUUCAAGCUGAGGGCUACCUGAACAACUCAGGCUCAGGACAGACCAGUGAGAUGGCUCUGAUCUGGAACAGAACAUUACCUGGAAGGAGUGAGAUCUCCUUUCUGUUCUUGGAGCCGUUCCGCUCAGGUUCCUGUGCAGGUUACAUGUCUUGCCUGGCCUGUCUGUCCGACCAGUCUUGUGGCUGGUGUCCAUCUUUAUCCCGCUGUCUGUUGCGUGACAGCUCAGACCUGGAACACUGUCCUGAGGGAGACAAAGGUGAAGGAAAAGGAGAUGGUCAGCGCCAUCUGCUGUUAGCUCCUCAACACUGCACGCUGUGUGAGGAGUACCGAGACUGUGCUGCUUGCACUCAGGACCCUUAUUGUGAAUGGCAAAUUAACUCCAGCAAGAAAGGUGACUAUCAGUGCAGCAGACGUGGGAGAUUGGAAGGCUCCAUAUAUGACCCAAGGAACUGUCCAAAAGUCUGCAACCAGAGAAAGACGUGUGGCGAGUGUCUCUCAAACUCCAGCCAGUGUGCAUGGUGUGAGUCAGCCCAGACCUGCUUCUAUUUUGCUGCCUACCUCACAAAAUACCCCUUUGGAGAGUGCAGGGACUGGUAUGACAGUGUUCAUUCGGUUCCCCAGUGUAAACAAUGUUCAGCUUUAAACACGUGCACUGACUGCCUGCGGACGUUCCAGUGUGGCUGGUGCGGAGACUACAACAACCCUACAAUUGGAAAAUGCUUGAGGGGAGACUGGGCCGGAGUGGACGAUCCAUCUGUUUACAACUGCAGUGUGGCAGUGGCUGAAGCUCGGGCUGAAAACCCUGAACCGCAGACCUCUGCUCCACCCAGACCGAUUGAUAUAAUGAUGGAGUUUGAGCACUUGGAGGAUGAGGAGAAAGAUGCCGUCUGGUCUUACCCCACUUGCCCAGAUGUAGAGGAAUGCAGGCUAGGUCUUCACAACUGUCACACCUAUGCCACUUGCAUUAACACACCCACCUCUUAUGAGUGCCACUGUGAGAGGGGGUACACAGGAGAUGGCACGCUGCACUGCAACCAAACAUGUUACAACGAGUGUCGAGAGGGCCGAUGCAGUGGUAGCCCACGUUUUGAGUGUGAAUGUUCCCUAGGGUGGACAUCUGACCCUGCCACUCUGGUCCUAAGUGGAGUGGAAUGUGAUGUAGACUGUGGCUGCAACUUCCACUCCACAUGUAUUACCGCUCCAGGGAUCUGUGAUGAAUGCCAAGAUUGGACCACGGGCCCUCACUGUGAGCACUGUCGUCCUGGGAGCUUUGGCUCCGCCGUGGCUGGUGGCGGUGGCUGUGUGCCUUGCCAUUGCAAUGGACACGGCGACCCUCUUCGAGGAUACUGUCAUAACCAGACAGGCCAGUGUUACUGCACUCACAACACUCAGGGACCACACUGCGAGUCCUGUCUUCCUGGUUACUAUGGAGAUCCCAGGAAUAAUGGUACAUGCUACCGACAGUGCCAGGGUCGCUCCGUCCUGCUCUCCUCCACAUCCUCCUCCACCAUGCCCCUAUCAUCGUCUUUGGGCUGGCGGAGUGGCACCGAGGGGAAAGGAGGACUGUCUCACUGUUUGUGGGUCUUAUCCAUCACUGACAAUCUGAAACCGUGUCCCCCUGGAUACUUGUGUCCACCAAUUGCCCUCACUCUUCACCCAGACUCCCACACGUACUGUAAAGGUUCUUAUGUUUAUGUGUUCGAUGGUCUUCCUCGUUUUCUGGGAAAUGGAGUGGUGCAUUCUGAUCACAACCUUAUUGGAGCUUUUUGUGGUACCACAAUGAGUGAGCCCAUUACAGUGGAAGCCACCUCAGGUGUAAUGUCGGUUUACUUUGAAGCCAACGUCACCUCAAACAAACCGCAGGGCUUCAAUGCCUCUUUCUGGGUACGGCGAUGCCAGCAGAACUCUGAAGGAGAAGAGGGAUUGUCCACGUGUCCAGGUGAAGCCCAGUGCCGGGGGGGGCUCUGCCAUUGUCCUCAGGGGUAUGGGGGGCCACACUGUGAUCGGCCAAUAUGCCCCCAGGAUUGUGGAGCAGCAGAAGGAAGAGGAGUCUGUAAUACAUCACUGGGAGUGUGUGUUUGCUCCAGUAAUUGGGCUGGUUCGGACUGCUCAGUUCUGCGGGAGCACAGCAGUUUGAUUUGGGAGACGCUCAUGGACACCCAACUUAUAAAGAACAAGGCUUACAGGUUCCUUCAAAGGAUGGGACACACUCUGUUGUCUGGACUGCAGGGCAACAUCUGGAUGUAUGGAGGGCUCUCACUAUCAGAGGGAAUUCUUGGAAAUGUUUACAGAUAUUCUGUGUUAAACCGUAAUUGGACGGAAAUCCUGACAACUUCUGAGGAUGACGGUUCAACUCCAAACCCCCGUUAUCACCAUGCCUCUGUCCUGUUGACUGGUUUAAAGUCUAGUUCUGGAGGCCAUGAAGCGGGUCACAGCCUCAUGUUAGUGGUGGGUGGUGUCACUCCAGAAGGUGUUGCCAUGGAUACAUGGAGUCUCAAUCUCAGUAGUUUAGUCUGGAAGGAAUACAAGAGCUCAGUGCUGCCGCCAGUGGCAGGCCAUACUUUAACAGUACGCAAAGACUCUUCAGUGCUACUGAUUGGCGGUUACUCUCCGGAAAACGGCUUCAACCACCUUCUGCUUGAGUUCAGCCCCCAAACAGAAAGCUGGUCCGUUGUUCCCCACUCAGGCACACCACCUACAGGUUUAUAUGGUCACUCAGCAGUCUACCACGAGCAGACAGAUGCUGUCUAUGUCUUUGGAGGGUACCGCUUUCAAGUUGAAACAGUGGAGCCUUCAGGAGAGCUCUACAGUCUAUAUUACCCCAAUCUCACCUGGUCACUGCUGGUUCCUUCAAGGGGCAAUAAGCCCCCCUCUCGUUUCUUUCAUGCUGCUGCUUUGAUCAAAGACACAAUGGUUAUAAUUGGUGGGAGAACAGAAGCAGAAGACUACAGUAACUCUGUGUCUCUGUACCAGAUCAACUGUAACACCUGGAUAAAACCACUCUCUGCCAUAGGACAUCCUGUAAACCGCUCAGUGUUGUUGGCCAUGACGGAAUGGGACGGCCACCUUUUUAUGUCAGGCGGUUUCAACGGAGUAACUCUUGGCAGACUAGUAUCUCUGUCUGUGCCCUCUGACCCCUGCGCCUUGCUGCCCACACCGGAGGCUUGCAACACCACCACAGGCAGCUGCAUCUGGUGUCGAGGAACCUGCGCUUCUUCAGAUGCUGCUGAGAGAAUGGGCUGCUACUCUGCACCGUCGUCAUGUUCCCCAACUCCACGGCAACCAGACCAGUGUCGAAGGCUUAAGACGUGUAGUGAAUGCCUCGCCCGUCAUCCCAAAACAUUUUCUGUUCCAUCACAGCCUGCAUUACAGUGUAAGUGGUGCACAAACUGUCCAGAGGGGGCGUGCAUCAGCAGCUCUGUCAGCUGCACCUCCGAGCACGACUGUCGCAUCAACCAGAGAGAGAUUUUUCUAUCAAGCAACUGUACUGAAACGAGCUGCGAGGCCUCCGACUGCCCCAAAUGCACAGCUUCUGGGAAAUGCAUGUGGACCCGGCAGUUCAAACGCACAGGAGAGACGAGGCGCAUCUUGAGUGUGAACCCCACCUAUGACUGGACGUGCUUUAGCUACGCUCUUCUCAAUGUCUCACCCAUGCAAGUGGAGUCAUCUCCUCCUCUGCCAUGCCCUCCCCCUUGCCAUAGUCUGCAGAACUGCAGCUCCUGUCUGGGCUCCAGAGGCUCUGACGGAGGGUGGCAGUACUGUGUGUGGAGUAUGGCCCUGCAGCAGUGCAUGAGCCCGUCUUUCACGCCCCUCCGUUGUGAAGCGGGCAUGUGUGGUCGAUUACUUUCCGGGGGUGACUCCUGCUCUGCGGAGUGUUCUCAGCUCACCCAGUGCUCCCAAUGCAUCGCCAGGCCUCAGUGCGGCUGGUGUGCUCUCCCAGGAGGCAAUGGGGCUGGACGCUGCCUGCAAGGAGGUCUUGAUGGUGUGAGUGAAGAUGUGUGUCCACUAGGAAACACCAGUUGGUCUUUCCUCCGCUGUCCAGAAGAGGAUGAAUGUGCAAACGGCCACCACCACUGCAACAGCACUCAGGACUGCCAUGACCUGCCUCAGGGAUAUCACUGCACCUGCAAACAGGGUUACAUACUCAACAGUCUCUCUGGUCAAUGUGAGCCGGUGUGUGCACAAGGUUGCGUCAAUGGAACAUGUACAUCUCCAGGAGAUUGCCGGUGCCACUUCGGUUUUGUAGGAGACAACUGCUCCUUUCAGUGCAGCUGUAACAAACACAGCAACUGUGAGAGCGCCAACAGACCGGAUGUCUGUCUGGAAUGUCACAAUAACACCAUAGGUACACAUUGUGAGAAAUGCAAGCCCCUGUUUGUGGGUUCUGCAAAAGGCGGAGGCUCUUGCCGUCCGUGUCGGGAGUUUUGCCAAGGAAACAGUGAUGUGUGUCUGUCACGGGACGAAGACCUAAAGGCUCGCAAUGAUCCCCAGUCUUUUCCUGUGGAUCCUGACCACAUUCAAACUUGGGUGUAUGAAGGUCCCACAGAGGAAAAUGCUGUUUGUGUAAAUUGUCAAAAUAACAGCUUUGGGGACAAAUGCGACAGCUGUCUUAGUGGUUACUUUUUACUCGAAGAAAAGUGUGUCAAAUGCAAGUGUAAUGGCCAUGCAGACACGUGUAAUGAGAAGGAUGGGACAGUAUGCCCCUGCCAAAACAACACGGAGAGUCCCCCCUGCCUCAGCAGUCCUCAGAAUGACCGGAAAGACUGCUACAAACAUCAGUGUGCCAAGUGCAAAGACUCCUUCAAUGGCACUCCAAUCAAUGGACGCCAGUGCUACCGUCAGUUCAACGUGGACACAGAGUGCUGCUUCGAUCCCACCUCCCAAACAAACUGCUUUCACGAUCCAACGAUUCGCAACCUGCCCAGGGGUCGCACUGUCUUCUUUGCUGCGCAGCCGAAGUUCACAAACGUGGAUAUUCGGGUCACAAUUGACGUUACCUUUGGUGAGGUGGAGGUGUAUGUGUCCAACUCGCACGACACCUUCAUUGUGGAUGUGGACGAGCAUACAGGGAUUCACACCAUCAAGAUAGAGGAGGAAUCCGUGACUCGUGUAAUGAACACAUGGAUUGAAAAAGACCCGCCUCCAUCCCCCAUGAAAGUGUUUGCUAAUUCCUCAUCCAGCUUGGGGGGUCCCGUGCUUUCCAACACGCCACUGCAGCUGCAAGCCAAGCCUCCAACUACAGAGAGGGAAAUCCGGGAGGAGCGUUCCGAGGGACUCAUUACCUACAUAACUGUGUGGAAACCACAGACUGUGCUCAUAGUCAGAGGAGUUCGAGACCGUGUGGUCAUAACCUUCCCGCAUGAAGUGCACUCCCUGAAAUCUAGUCGCUUCUACAUCGCUCUGAGAGGCGUGGGAACCGAGGACCAUUACGGAGAAUCUCAGGGUCUCCUGUUUCUGAGACAAGACCAAGCCCACAUAGACCUUUUUGUCUUUUUCUCCGUUUUCUUCUCCUGCUUUUUCCUUUUCCUAUCCGUCUGUGUUCUCUUGUGGAAGAUUAAGCAGUUCCUGGACUUCCGUCGGGAGCAGCGUCGCCACAUUCAGGAGAUGACCAAAAUGGCAUCCAGGCCUUUCGCCAAACUCACCAUAUACCUUGAGCCGGAGGAGCCCCAGCUCAUCUAUCUGCCUUCCACGGGCGGAGGCGUGGGGGGCAGCACUGUAACACUUGCUCACGCUCGCACGGGCAAGCUGGGUGGAGUGGUGGUGGGCCAAAGGGGCAGGGGACCGGUGUCUUAUAAACAUGAGCCUGGCUCCGGACCAACCGCCCACCACCACCAUCAUCACCUCACCUUAGGAGGAGGAGGCGGCAACAAUUGUCAGCACCUACCACUGCACUACUUGAACACUCAUCACUACGCCAGCACCACCACCGGCCCCCAAGGCCCGCAUCAUCAUCAUCCAUCCAACUACAGCGGCUACCAGCACUUUUGUCGUUCCGACCCUUUCCUCUCCCAACUCAUGGGCUUCUCCUAUUCCUCCUUCAAGGUGGGGCCCAUCACCUUAGAGCCCACAGACGACGGCAUGGCUGGAGUGGCUACCGUCCUGUUCCAGCUCCCGGGGGGAGUCUUGGCUCCAAAUCGUGCCUGUUUGGGGUCGGCACUGGUCACUCUGCGUCAGAAUCUCCAAGAGUACUGUGGCCAUGGUGGUGGAGGCGGCCACCCAGGGGGAGGUGUGGGGCGGAAGGGGCUGCUGGGUCAUCAGCACCUGACCACUAUGGCUAUGUAGGCAAGCAAGCAACACGAAAAAAUACGUUAUAGAUGAAACUAUUGACGUCUUCAAAGUAUAUGAACGUGUAUGAAAGCUUCAUAGGCGCAAAGCAAACUCCAAAAAGAAGUAGUCCAUUUAAAUCAGUCGCUAACCUGGAGAAUUUUGAACAAAGAUGUACAUACACUGCAUAAAACAAAAAAAGUGUCUUUUUGUUGUAUGAUCUCUUGCUAUACUGUAUUGCAAUGCUUUACAUUCAAGUCGGCUGUCUCUAAAAAUGCACUACAAUUGCUACACGAAUCAACAUCGACCUGUUGUAUACUGUAUGUAAUCUCUACGCAGCAGAUUAAAAAAGAUCCAAAAAUAGACUCAAUGGUCUGAACGAGAAAUAACUAUGUAAAAAAAAGAAAUCAUAAAUUUCUGCGUGCUUUUAAACAAAUUGAUGCUUUAUACCCCACAAAAUGACAAUCAAAAAAAUGCUAUUGAGAAUUUUAAAUUUCAAAUUGUUUCAAAAUAAUGUGCAAAAUGCAUUCGAACGGUGCAGGACAAACAAGUGUGUUGCUUGCAAGUUGUUUUGCUUUUAUUUCUAAGUCAAUAUGAGUGAGUUAGAACUGUACCUGGGUGUGUACAAAUCUGCUAAGCUACAUGUUUAUGUUAAAGUGACUUGUGUAUGUUUUUGCAUAUUCAUAUUCAUGCUGUUAAAUUAUUUUUAUCUGCCUUCACUUCUUGCCUUGUUUUGUGAGUCGACUGACUUACACCUAAUUUUUGUAACAGAAGUGUAAUGUGUAUUCUGUAGUACUGCAGAUGUACCAUUUUUCAUCGUUUUGAUUGAAAAAAGAUGAGGGAAGGUGUUUCUCAAUUCAGUUUUUUUUCCCAUCACAGCAGUUUGAUCACGUUUAACUAUUCCUUCAAUAUACGUCCUAUUGAAACUGUUAUUUUAAAUUUUGCUCUGACAUGCUCGCUCUACCUGGUUUUGGUGAAUCUUCAGAAUCCCAACGUAGAUGAUUGUAUUUGUAAAUCAUAAACUGGAUUGAAGGAAAUAUGAAUUUGAGAAAAAAAAGUGUUUGCAAAGUAUUGUCCUCUUGAAACUACAAUAUUAGAAUCGAGGAGUUGCAUGUGAAAGGUUUCUCCAUUUAUUAUGUCAUGUUUGGUAUUCGUUUUUGCACUGUAGAGAGCUCAUGAGCCACUGUCUACAAAUGGCAUCCGGUUGGAAGAAAUCAGAAUGGUGCUGCUGGCUUUUUAUGAUUAAAAAUACUUAGUUUUAUUUUGUUUGCUAAACUUCUCUGAAGUUUACAAAGUAAAGCCCUGACAUUAUUUACAGCCCUCCAUAAGAAACCAUAAAACACUUAACAUGCAUGUACAUUUCGUUCUUAGCUUUAUUUUUAUACAUUCUUUUUUGUUUCUGCUUUGUUUUUUUUUAAAGGGAAGAGUAUUAUUGACUGAAAGAACAAUAAAUGUCUUAAAUCAGCUCAAUAAAAUCUGGAACAUUUU